Messenger RNA from Eimeria necatrix, 990 nucleotides. RefSeq lists its product as hypothetical. The transcript has a single exon. The coding region runs from base 1 to 990 and encodes 329 amino acids. NCBI's taxonomy places the organism in Eukaryota, Apicomplexa, Conoidasida, Eucoccidiorida, Eimeriidae. The record is from RefSeq and is a predicted model, not a curated record.
AUGAGGGCCCCCUCAGGGGGCCCCCCAGUAGGUUCUUGUCUGGGGCGGCGGCUCCCGCUGAGAGAACAAGAGGCCCCUAAGUCUUCCCGGAGUCUUCUGGGGCCCCCCGGGGCCCCCCUGGGGGGCCCUUGGGCCCCAGGGGGGCCCCCCCUGAGGCUACGGGGCAGCUGGGGGGCCAACAGCUUUGCUUGCAUUGCUGCGGGGCCCUCCCGCAGCAGCAGCAGCAGCAGCAGCAGGUGUAUGUACACACCAAUCCGAGAGGCUGCUGCUGGGAAUUGCUGGGCUCCUGCCUCGCUGCCGAAGCCGAGAAGCAGCAGCAGCAGGAGCAGCCGGAGCAGCAGCAGCAGCAGCAGCAGCAGGAGACUUCGGAAGCGAUUUGCUGCGGUGUACAGACACCUCAGGGGCCCCUGGAGGCCCCAUUUGAUAAGUCUGCUGCUGCUGGUUUUGCUGCUUGUGGGGUUGUCUUUGGCAGCAGCUUUGUGGGGUUUUGGGGGAGUGUUGUUGCGUUUGCUGCCCCUGCAGCAGCAGCAGCAGCAGCCUCUGCAGCAGCAGCAGCAGCAGCCCAUGCAGCAGCAGCAGCAGCUUGGGGCCCCCCUCAUGCUCAGUGGGCUCGAGAGGGGCCCCCUCCCUGCCUGGGGUGUAUGGACAGGUCAGCCGCGGUUCGCAGCAGAAGUGCUUCUAAAGGACUCCUACGAAAGUGCAGCAGCAGCAGCAGCAGCAGCAGCAGCAGCAGCAGCCCCUGCAGCAGCAGCAGCAGCAGCAGCAGGGGUGGGGGCCCCCCCCCGGCGACUGCAGAACGUGGUGAACAUAGGGCCCCCCGAUGGGUACUCUGGGUUUGACCCGCAGAACAUGUGGGAGGCCUUCAAGGGGGCCCCCCAGGACUAUUUGCUGCUGCUGUGGUUCAUUUUGAAUUUGUUUCUUGUUUGCUGCUUCUGCAGCUGGAUGUGCACGCAACGCAGCUACCAGAAGGCAGUUGUUGUUUCCCCCUGA